Mitosporidium daphniae is the source of this 573-nucleotide messenger RNA. RefSeq lists its product as uncharacterized. Gene Ontology annotation, biological process: regulation of mRNA splicing, via spliceosome. The record is from RefSeq and is a predicted model, not a curated record. Bases 1 to 573 code for a protein of 190 amino acids. Gene Ontology annotation, molecular function: zinc ion binding; mRNA binding. Gene Ontology annotation, cellular component: nucleus. Lineage: Eukaryota; Fungi; Microsporidia. The transcript has a single exon.
AUGGAAAAGCUUUGGAUUCCCACCAAAAAAUAUCCAGGCAUCAAUUUUGUUGGUCUUUUGAUCGGGCCCCGUGGCAAUGAGCUCAGAAAAAUGGAGCGAGAAUCCGGGGCUAAAAUUUCUAUCCGCGGCAAAGGUGCCGUUAAGGAGGGAAAGUCAAACCAGCCUGGUGCCGAAGAGGAGCUCCACGCAUAUAUCACCGCAGACUGCGAGGAAAAGAUUCAUGCUGCAACCAAAUGUGUCAAUCGAAUUAUCAGCAUUGCAGUUUCAUCUCCAGAAACAGACAAUGAGCUAAAGAAACAGCAGCUGCGCGAGCUAGCCGAGAUCAAUGGAACAUUCAAGACAGAAGACAUGGAGAUUUGUUCCAAUUGCGGUGCUGUUGGCCAUCGUAAAUAUGACUGUCCCGAGCAGAGAAACUUUACAAUCAGCCUCGUUUGCCAGGUAUGUGGGGCAAUGGGCCAUCUCUCGCGCGAUUGUAUGAACAGGCAUGACCCAACCAUCUUGCGUGCAUCCAACGAGCGGCAGAAGCGGAUUCAAACAGAGUAUCAAAGCUUUAUGUCUGAAAUCAAUAAAUAA